Messenger RNA from Odocoileus virginianus texanus, 4673 nucleotides. It is a transcript of the gene BRIP1, whose product is annotated as BRCA1 interacting DNA helicase 1. Gene Ontology annotation, biological process: double-strand break repair involved in meiotic recombination; nucleotide-excision repair. Gene Ontology annotation, molecular function: DNA helicase activity; hydrolase activity, acting on acid anhydrides, in phosphorus-containing anhydrides; DNA binding. Lineage: Eukaryota; Metazoa; Chordata; Mammalia; Artiodactyla; Cervidae. The record is from RefSeq and is a predicted model, not a curated record. Gene Ontology annotation, cellular component: nucleus.
AGCUGGAGUGGAGAAAAGGUGAAGCGGUUCUAGAACCUUUCUUCUCUGCCAGGGCACCGUUGUGUUUGCUCGUCGGUUUCGGCUUCCUUUUCUCUGGUGAAAUCGGAGCCCAUUCUGCGUUGUUUGGGUUUUCCUUAGGGCGGGCAAGUGUGUGUCAGGGGAAGGGCGCGACGUCGGCCAGGAGGAGGGUCCCCUCUGCUCUCGUCCACCCGCCUUGCGGGCCCUUCGGUGUUAGGAAUCUGAAGUAAACAAAGCAUGAUGUCUUCAGCUGAAUAUACAAUUGGUGGGGUGAAGAUUAACUUUCCUUAUAAAGCUUAUCCAUCACAGCUUGCUAUGAUGAAUUCUAUUGUCAGAGGAUUAAACAGUAAGCAGCACUGUUUAUUGGAGAGCCCCACAGGGAGUGGGAAAAGCUUAGCCUUACUUUGUUCUGCUUUAGCAUGGCAGCAGUCUCUUAGUGGGAAGCCAGUGGAUGAAAGCUUAAGAAAGAAAACUGAAGUACCAUUGUCAUGUUGUUGUACGUGCCAUUCAAAGAAUUUUGCAAACAGUGAUGUGCACCAGCGAACUUCGUAUCAUUUCAGCCCUCCAAGUACACCACCUUCUGAAAGAAAUGGCACUUUGUCAGGUUCUCAAGACUCUCCUGAAAAAACUACACUGGCUGCAAAGCUAUCUGCUAAGAAGCAGGCAUCUAUGUACAGAGAUGAAAAUGAUGAUUUUAAAGUAGAAAAGAAAAGAAUUCGACCCUUGGAAACUGCACAGCAGAUCAGAAAACGUCAUUGUUUUGAGAAGGAGGUACACCAUUUGGAUGCAAAAGUUGCUUCAGGAAAGACCACAAAACUCAACUCUCCAUUAGGAAAGAUAAACUCCACAUCUCCACAGAAUCCCCCUGGUCACUGUUGUAGGUGCUGUUCUACUAAACAAGGAAACAGUGAAGAUUCUUCAAAUACCACUAAGAAGGAUCAUGGGGGGAAGUCCAAGAUACCCAAAAUAUACUUUGGGACACGCACACACAAGCAGAUUGCUCAGAUUGCUAGAGAGCUCCAGAGAACAGCGUACUCAGGGGUCCCGAUGACUAUUCUUUCCAGCAGGGAUCAUACUUGUGUCCAUCCGGAAGUAAUAGGUAACUUCAACAGAAAUGAAAAAUGCAUGGAAUUGCUGGAUGGGAAAAAUGGAAAAUCCUGCUAUUUUUAUCACGGUGUUCAUAAAAUUAGUGAUCAACACACAUUACAGACUUUCCAAGGGAUGCACAAGGCCUGGGAUAUAGAAGAACUUGUCAGCUUGGGGAAAAAACUAAAGGCAUGUCCAUAUUACACAGCACGAGAACUAAUGCAAGAUGCUGACAUAAUAUUUUGUCCCUACAACUAUCUUCUAGAUGCACAAAUAAGAGAAACUAUGGAGAUCAAUCUGAAAGAACAGGUUGUCAUUUUAGAUGAAGCUCAUAACAUUGAAGACUGUGCUCGGGAAUCAGCAAGUUACAGUGUAACGGAAGUUCAGCUUCGGUUUGCUCGGGAUGAACUAGAUAGUAUGAUUAACUAUAAUAUAAGGAAGAAAGAUCAUGAACCCCUACGAGCUGUGUGCUGCAGCCUCAUUAAUUGGUUAGAAGCAAGCUCUGAACAUCUUGUGGAAAGGGAUUAUGAAUCAUCCUGUAAAGUAUGGAGUGGAAGUGAAAUGCUCUUAAAUUUACACAAAAUGGGCAUCACCACUGCUACUUUUCCCAUUUUGCAGGGACAUUUUUCUGCUGUCCUUCAAAGAGAAGAAAAAGUCCCAUCAAUUCAUGGCAAAGAGGAGGCAAGAGAAAUACCUGUUAUUAGUGCUUCAACUCAAAUAAUGCUCAAAGGACUUUUUAUGGUGCUUGACUAUCUUUUUAGGCAAAAUAGCAGAUUUGCAGAUGAUUAUAAAGUCGCUAUUCAACAGACUUACUCUUGGAUAAAUCAGACUGAUACUACAGAUAAAAAUGGAUUCUUGAUUGUAUCAAAAAAUAAGAAACGUUCACGGCAGAAAGCAGCAGUUCAUGUGCUAAAUUUUUGGUGCUUAAAUCCAGCUGUGGCCUUUUCAGAUAUUAAUGGCAAGGUUUGGACAAUUGUUUUGACAUCUGGGACAUUAUCACCAAUGAAAUCCUUUUCAUCAGAACUUGGUGUUACAUUUACUAUUCAAUUAGAGGCUAAUCAUGUCAUUAAUAACUCACAGGUUUGGGUUGGCACCAUUGGGUCAGGGCCCAAGGGUCGCAAUCUCUGUGCUACCUUCCAGCACACGGAAACAUUUGAAUUCCAGGAUGAAGUGGGAGCACUUUUGUUAUCUGUGUGCCAGACUGUUAGCCAGGGAAUUUUGUGUUUCCUGCCAUCUUACAAGUUAUUAGAAAAGUUAAAAGAACGUUGGCUCUCUACUGGUUUAUGGCAUAAUCUGGAGUUGGUGAAGACAGUCAUUGUAGAACCACAGGGAGGAGAAAAAAUUGAUUUUGAUGAAUUACUGCAGGUGUACUACGAUGCAAUCAAGUACAAAGGAGAAAAAGAUGGAGCCCUCCUGGUGGCAGUUUGUCGUGGUAAAGUGAGUGAGGGUCUGGAUUUCUCAGAUGAUAAUGCCCGUGCUGUCGUAACAAUAGGAAUUCCUUUUCCAAAUGUGAGAGAUCUUCAGGUUGAACUAAAGAGACAGUAUAAUGAUCAGCAUUCAAAAUUAAGAGGUCUUUUACCAGGUCGUCAGUGGUAUGAAAUUCAAGCAUACAGGGCCUUAAACCAGGCCCUUGGUAGGUGUAUUCGACACAAGAAUGAUUGGGGGGCUCUUAUUCUAGUCGAUGACCGCUUCAGGAGUAACCCAAGUCGAUACAUAUCUGGACUUUCUAAAUGGGUUCGACAGUUGAUUCAGCACCAUUCAACCUUUGAGAGUGCACUGGAGUCCUUGGCUGAAUUUUCCAAAAAGCACCAAAAGGUCAUUGCUGUGUCCAAAGAAGACAGAAAAUCUAUACAGGACAAUGAGUCUACACUUGGGGUGGCUUGUUCGAAGGAUAGUACCUAUUUUUUAGAAGCAGCAAGCCAUUUAUCACCAGAAUAUGCUAUGGAAGAUGAUCCAGAAUUAUUAGAAGAGUCUGCCCAGGCAGUAGGAGCAGAAAGAAUUGUGAUUUCCAGAUCCACAAGCCCAACCUUCAGCAAACAAACAGACCGAGUUAGCUGGUCUGGCAGUAAUUUGGGGGGACAGUAUCUCACUGGUAAAAUUCUGACUGGAACCCCUGUGGUUAGGUCAUCAGAGGACUGUGCCUCUACUUCUUCCACUUUCAAAACAGAAAAGAAAUGUGAAACAGUUUUGCCACUCACUGAUAAAUAUGAGUCCUCAUCUCUGACAGUAGAUACAUCAUUUGGAGCAUGCCCUCAAUCAGAAACCAUUGUUCCAUCUGCAAGCGUUGAUGCUGCUAAUCUGAAUUCAGAAGAUCCAGCAAUUCAGUUGUCUGUAGUAAGUGAAGAAGCUGAACCUUCUGCUUCAAAUACAGCUUCUGAAACAGAAGCAGAUGAGUCUAUCUAUUUUACACCUGAACUUUAUGAUCCUGUAGAUACAAGUGAAGAGAAGAAUGAACUAGCUGUAGCUGAGAGAGACAAUAGAUUGACUAAUAGUUCAAACUGCAUUUUAAUUGAAGAUCUUUUUGAAAUUAAAACUACAAAAGGAGUGGAUUCAGUCAGAGAAAUGAAAGCUGAGGACCAAAGUUGAAAAGACUCAUGCCUAUUUAAGAAAGUAAAGUUGAUGACCUUGGUAGUAAUGUAAAAACAACUCAUAAAUGAAAUGGAACUGGGAAAAUACUCAGGAAAUGGAUAUAAAGAACUUUAAACAGUCUCCUUCCAAAAAUAAAGAUGUGUUCCCUGGUGUUAGGUAAUAAUACUUAACUGUCAAGCUAUAAAAACAUACCCUCAUGCAUAUAUUCAACUAUAUUGUAAAUGAUAAUUUAUAUAUUGGAUAAGUAGCAUGGUUUUGGGGGACUUUUUUAGUUUGAGAUCUAUUUUUCACUUUAAUCCAAAGACUAUAUUAUGUUUAAAAAUACAAGUUUUACUACUCUUGAGUUUUAAUAAAUUUUUUCUUAAAAGAUAUUUUCUUUCAAGAAGUUUUCCUCUGCUAAAUGCUAUAUUGAAUUAAUCAGUUUGAAAGAUAUGUAGUUGACUAGUGCACUUUAAAUUUCACAUGAAUAUUUGUUUUUAUAGUCCUCUUCAUCCAUUUGUUUUCAUACUGAUCUGUAAAAAUUAAUAGCAAUCUAAUCCAGUCACCCAUGGAUCAUGUUUCUCUAGAUUUUACCUCAGAUCAGUCUGAGAUUUUUUUUUUUAGAAGUCACAGUCUUCUUGAAAAGUAUAUUCCUAUAUUAAACUGCCUACUUAUAAGUAAUUAAGAAUUAAGAAAACUACAUGCAUUUCUAAUUGAAAUUGUUUUUUGUUCGUUAAACCUAAAUCAAGCAUGUUUUAAACAAAUUUAUAUAAAAUCAUAAGAUACCAAAUUAAGGACUCCAAAUUUUCAAUUCUGAUUGUUUAGCUUCAUUACCAUUGUGGAAAAUGUGAUCUUUUCUAGCUGAAAGGUUUCAAUUAUGCAGCCAAGAUAGGAAACUUCAAAUAUAAAUUUAAUAAGUAAACCCAAACAUGUAACAGUAGCUGAAAAAUGUUCUGUGGUUAUCUCAGUAAUAAGCCUUUCUGUAAAUUUUGACUCUGUAU